AUGGUGUGGGUGUUUGUCAUGAACCGAAUGAGCUCCCAGAGCAGUUCAUCCACUCAACGCAGGCGAAUGGCUCUAGGAAUCGUCAUUCUUCUCCUCGUCGAUAUAAUAUGGGUGGCCUCUUCAGAACUCACUUCUUAUGUUUUUACAAAGUACAACAAACCUUUUUUCAGUACAUUUGCAAAAACAUCCAUGUUUGUUCUGUACCUCUUGGGAUUUAUUGUUUGGAAGCCAUGGAGGCAACAAUGUACUCGUGGGUUUCGUGGAAGGCAUGCAGCUUUUUUUGCAGAUGCUGAAGGUUAUUUUGCCACUUGUACAACAGAUAACACUGUAAACAGUUCUCUGAGUGAACCUUUAUACGUUCCUGUAAAGUUUCAUGAUUUGCCAACUGAAAAAAAUGGCAGUAAUAAUAGUGAUGGGGAGAAAACUCCCAAAAAGCCUCGUGUAAGGUUCAGUAACAUUAUGGAGAUCCGACAGCUCCCGUCGAGUCAUGCGCUGGAAGCCAAGUUGUCUCGCAUGUCAUAUCCAACAGUUAAGGAGCAGGAAUCAAUAUUAAAAACUGUAGGAAAACUCACUGCAACUCAAGUAGCAAAAAUCAGCUUUUUCUUUUGCUUUGUGUGGUUCUUGGCAAAUUUCUCUUACCAAGAAGCUCUAUCAGACACCCAAGUUGCAAUAGUUAAUAUCUUGUCGUCAACCUCUGGGCUUUUUACUUUAAUCUUGGCUGCAGUCUUUCCCAGUAACAGUGGAGACAGAUUUACCCUGUCCAAAUUAUUAGCUGUUAUUUUAAGCAUUGGUGGUGUGGUACUCGUUAACCUUUCUGGAUCUGAAAAAUCUACUGGAAAACACACAAUAGGUUCCCUUUGGUCUCUUGUUGGAGCAAUGCUGUAUGCUGUGUACAUAGUAAUGAUAAAAAGGAAAGUAGAUAGAGAAGAUAAACUUGACAUACCAAUGUUCUUCGGUUUUGUAGGGCUGUUUAACCUGUUGCUGCUGUGGCCAGGGUUUUUCCUGCUUCACUAUACUGGGUUUGAAGCAUUUGAGUUUCCCAGUAAACUGAUAUGGAUGUGCAUUGUUGUUAAUGGCCUUAUUGGAACAGUCCUGUCUGAGUUCCUCUGGCUCUGGGGAUGCUUUCUUACCUCAUCACUGAUAGGCACACUUGCGCUAAGCCUUACAAUACCUCUGUCCAUAAUAGCUGACAUGUGCAUGCAGAAGGUGCAGUUUUCUUGGUUAUUUUUUGCAGGGGCAGUCCCUGUAUUUUUUUCAUUUUUCAUUGCCACUCUCUUAUGUCACUAUAACAACUGGGAUCCAGUGAUGGUGGGGAUCAGAAGAAUCUUUGCCUUUAUUUGUAGAAAACAUCGAAUUCAGAGAAUGCAAGAAGAAAGUGAGCAAUGUGAAAGUCUCAUUCCUAUGCAUGGUGUUUCACAAGAUGGAGACAGUUGCUGUUCAUAGACAAAAGUUUAAAAAUGGAAUAAUACCCAGCGAAGAGACAAUCUUCUGGAAAGGUCCCUAAGGAGUCACAUUUCAGUGCCUAUUCUGAAUUUGUAGUGAAAAUAAGAAGUUUCAGUUCUUUUGAAACUCUAAACUUUUUUUCUUACUCGCUUUCAUCCAAUUUUAUAAAUGAAUUUACUAAAAGCCUAUCACCAUGGGGAAUCUUAGUCCAUCAGAGCAACCAACCUGCCUUACAACAGACAGCUGGUGAAGUUACUUGACAAAAUCAAGAAAACAAAUGCUGUUAAGUGAUUUCUUUCCUUUUUUAACUCACAAUUUUGUUAAAUGCUGGACAAUAUUAUUUUUAAAAAAUACUUUCAAAUGAGUUAUGUAAAUAAGUUUGCAGGUCAUCAAGUCUUACAGGCUUUCAGAUGAAAAGCUAAAUAGAUAUGUUACCUGUAAUAGGUACAAAUUAACUUUUUUAUGUUGUAUAAACUAUUUACAUAUUAAUAGAAGAAAAUAGAAAAAUAAUUUAUUAAGUGCAUUCUUGUAAUUAUUGAGGCAGGAUCUUUGUACAGUCCUGGGACACUACAUAUACAUUGUUCAAUGCCAUUUGGAGAGACCUUGUAAAGGCAGUGGGUGCCAGUGUCUAAAAUAUCUUUUGUUACCUAACAAUCUGGAAUGUUUAAAAUUCUAGUAAGUGGUGAA
This is a messenger RNA of Merops nubicus (carmine bee-eater), 2130 nucleotides long. It is a transcript of the gene SLC35F5, whose product is annotated as solute carrier family 35, member F5. NCBI's taxonomy places the organism in Eukaryota, Metazoa, Chordata, Aves, Coraciiformes, Meropidae. The record is from RefSeq and is a predicted model, not a curated record. The transcript is spliced from 14 exons. Bases 1 to 1443 code for a protein of 480 amino acids. Gene Ontology annotation, biological process: regulation of peptide transport. Gene Ontology annotation, cellular component: membrane.